Molecule: messenger RNA, 543 nt
Organism: Emys orbicularis (European pond turtle)
Lineage: Eukaryota; Metazoa; Chordata; Testudines; Emydidae
Gene: TNFSF18
Product: TNF superfamily member 18
Exons: 3
Coding region: 1-543 (180 amino acids)
Biological process (GO): regulation of T cell proliferation; immune response; tumor necrosis factor-mediated signaling pathway
Cellular component (GO): cell surface; membrane
Molecular function (GO): tumor necrosis factor receptor binding
Source: RefSeq, a predicted model, not a curated record
AUGGAAAUAUCAAAUUUCCUGGAGAAUGGGAAUAUUCCCAAGGAAGCAAACAAUUCAGGAUGCAAUCGGAUGAACCUUUGCACUUUGGCUCUUUUAAUACUGGUUGUGGUUCCACUUUUGAUAGUCUGCUUUCUGUGCCUUCAUAGCCAGUCUCCGGAGAUCUGCUGGGCUCAUGCAACUUCACCUUCAGAUGAUCAUGGUCAUUACAUCAUAUGGAAGUGGAACUUGACAGACUGCAGUAGCUUCGUAAGGAAUGACUCUGACCAAAAGCUGGAGAUCCUGCAGAGUGGCAUGUACUUCAUCUAUGCCCAGGUGACCCGCAUAAAGGAAAUAGAAAGUUAUUUUACGAUGAUGCUGUACAAAGAUGAGAAUAUUCUCCUCAACCAGAUGACUGGGACAAAUACUGGGGAGAAAACUGCCUCCAUCAAUUUCGGGAGACCUUAUUUUCUGAGCAAGGGGGAGAAGCUGUUCUGUACGAUCAAUAGCGGACUUGGACACAUCUUGAAAGACAAUCAGACUUACUGGGGGCUGUACAAAAUGUAA